Molecule: messenger RNA, 1202 nt
Organism: Phoenix dactylifera (date palm)
Lineage: Eukaryota; Viridiplantae; Streptophyta; Magnoliopsida; Arecales; Arecaceae
Product: auxin-responsive protein IAA30
Biological process (GO): regulation of DNA-templated transcription
Cellular component (GO): nucleus
Source: RefSeq, a predicted model, not a curated record
AAGCAGCUCCCUCUCUCUUGGGAUUUCUCCGAUCUCAUUUUAUCUCACUGAUAUUUGAAGCAAGAAAGAGCUGUGGAAACUAAGGUUGAGAGAGAGAGAGAGAGAGAGAGAGAGAGAGAGAGAGAGAGCUGGAGUUGGACACUAGGGUUUCUGAGGUUAGCUAGGUAGGUCGUUUAAGCCUGGGAAUGGAGAGUACUGUGGUGGAGAAGAGGCAUCAGUAUAGCUUGGGGUUCGAAGAGACCGAGCUCCGGUUGGGGCUGCCUGGAGAUGCAGAGGCCACGAAGAAGAGAGGGUUCUCGAAAACGAUCGACUUGAAGCUCAAACUCCGAACGGUUGACUCGAAGGACGCCAAACCGGAGGCGGAGAAGAUGAAAAGGUCGGCGAGCCAGAAGAACCUCCUUGCUUGCAGCAGUGACCCCGAGAAGCCCCCGGCUCCCAAGGCACAGGUGGUGGGUUGGCCACCCGUUCGAUCUUUCAGGAAGAACAUCAUGUCCAUUCAAUCUGACAAGGGCAAGAAAGAUGAGGAUGAGAAGUCUGCCACCAGUGCCACCUUUGUGAAGGUUAGCAUGGACGGAGCGCCUUACCUCCGUAAGAUCGACUUGAAGAUGUACAGUAGCUAUCAGGAACUCUCUGUUGCACUUGAGAAAAUGUUCAGCUCCUUCACCAUUGGGAACUGCAGUUCUCAAGGGAUAAAAGGUAGGGAUUUCAUGAACGAGAGCAAGCUGAUGGAUCUUCUAAAUGGUUCCGAGUAUGUUCCUACCUAUGAAGAUAAAGAUGGUGACUGGAUGCUCGUCGGGGAUGUACCAUGGGAGAUGUUCGUUGAUUCAUGCAAGCGCUUGCGGAUAAUGAAAGGAUCAGAAGCCAUUGGACUUGCGCCAAAAGUCAUGGAGAAAUGCAAGAACCAAAGCUGAAGAAAUCACAUGAAUGCGUGCAUGGCUUGCCCUUUCAGUAUCAAACUGCCAUGAGCAUCUUGGCGGGUCUUUAUCGUGUUCUUAUAUAUAAAUGUUUGUUUAAAGGAGGUGUGAUAAUUUUUUUUUGUUCAUGGACUGGAAGAAAUAACACUGGUUAUGUGCGAUGUCUAGCUUGUUUAUUAGUGGUUCGUGUGAUGUUUCGCCCCAUGUUGCUGCUGUAUCUGCCGUAAGAUUUUAUUCCCUUUUCCUUGAAUUAUUAUGGAACUUUAUUAAGUGUUUCUUUGUACUUAA